CUCCGGGAUGCUGCUCUCGGUGCCGCCGCCGCGCCCGGGCCUGGCCGCCUUCGCCUGCAGUAAGGGCGGAAAGAAGCAGCCCUAUGUGCCGCCGUCGCAGCCCAUGGGCCCCCCCAGCCCCAGCCCGUCUUCCGGGGGGGCGGGCGAACAGCUGAGCAAAACCAAUCUGUACAUCCGGGGGCUGCACCCCGGGACCACCGACCAGGACCUGGUGAAGCUGUGUCAGCCUUAUGGGAAGAUCGUCUCCACCAAAGCCAUCCUGGACAAGACGACCAACAAGUGCAAAGGCUAUGGCUUCGUGGACUUCGACAGCCCCACGGCAGCGCAGAAGGCAGUGACGGCUCUCAAGGCCAGCGGGGUGCAGGCACAGAUGGCCAAGCAACAGGAGCAGGACCCCACCAACCUCUACAUCUCCAACCUGCCGCUGGGGGUGGACGAGCAGGAGCUGGAGGCGCUGCUGAAGCCCUUUGGGCAGGUUGUGUCCACCCGCAUCCUGCGGGACCCCCAUGGGGCCAGCCGUGGCGUGGGCUUCGCGCGGAUGGAGUCCACGGAGAAGUGCGAGGCUGUCAUCACCCACUUUAACGGGAAAUACAUCAAGACCCCCCCAGGGGUGCCAGGUGGGCUUGAGGUGCGGGGACGGGGGGCUGGGCGCUGGCUGGUGAUACUGACAGCCCUCCCUGCAGCCCCCCCGGACCCCCUGCUCUGCAAGUUUGCAGAUGGAGGGCAGAAGAAACGGCAGAGCCAGGGCAAGUUUGUGCCCAAUGGGAGAGCCUGGGCUCGGGACAGCGACGCGGGCACCGUGACCUUGGCCUACGACCCUGCCACAGCGCUGCAGAACGGGUUCUACCCCGCACCUUAUGGCCUGGCCCCCAACAGGAUGAUUGCACCCACCGCCCUGGCUCCCUACCUGCCCUCACCUGUCUCCUCCUACCAGGUCCACAGCCCCACCUGGAUGCACCAGUCCUACCUCGUGCAGCCCACGGGCACAGUGCUGGCCCCCGCCGUGGACCAUGCCGUCCCCCUCCAGCCCUCAGUGGUGGCCCCCCUGGCCCAGCAGCUCGGCCACCUCUCCCUGGGCAGCGCUGGCACGUACGUGCCCGCUGCUGCCCUGCCUGGAGCCUUCCUCCCACCGUACCCCCCCGUGCCGCCCGCGGUGCCACUGGAGGUGAGUGCUGGGGGCAAAGGGGGGGGGGGAGGCUCUGCAGUGCUGCAGGGGGGUCCCAGCCUCUUCCCAACUGCCCCACAGGACGGCAGCGCUGCACCCACCCACGGCCACGGCCCCGUGGAGUCGCCCUCUGAGCCCGGCGCCUUCCCCUACCCCUACCCCAAGUAGCAGCAGGGGGG
Molecule: messenger RNA, 1344 nt
Organism: Lagopus leucura (white-tailed ptarmigan)
Lineage: Eukaryota; Metazoa; Chordata; Aves; Galliformes; Phasianidae
Gene: RBMS2
Product: RNA binding motif single stranded interacting protein 2
Exons: 11
Coding region: 8-1333 (441 amino acids)
Cellular component (GO): nucleus; ribonucleoprotein complex; cytosol
Molecular function (GO): mRNA 3'-UTR binding; poly(A) binding; poly(U) RNA binding
Source: RefSeq, a predicted model, not a curated record